AUGCUGACACCCACCAGCAACCAGCUCUAUUCCUGCCCUGCCCACGGCACCGACCACGAUUUGUUCCUCUCAUACCGUGCCCAGACUGAUGCCGACACUGUCCAGGCUCUGAAGGAGGUGCUCACCUCGGUCGCCCUCCGUCGAUAUGGCAAACCCCUUUCCGUCUUCCACGAUGUCGACUGCCUCAACAAUCCCAACGACCCUCAAGUCAGCCCUAUCAGCGCCCUCCCCACCAGUAAGGCUGUCUUCCUGCUCCUCAGUCUGGAAUCGUUCGAACCUAUGAUUGAGAACACCCUCUCCGGCCAGGAGGACAGCGUUCUGCUUGAGAUCAAGACCGCCCUCGACCUCAAGGAUGCCAAACGCUCCCUCCCUGUCCUUCCCCUCGGAAUCGCCACCAAGGAAACCAAGGAUGGUGUCGAUGUCUUCACUCCCUUCCUGCCGAACAUGUUGUCCCUACCCGACGACCCUGCCUUUGCCCCCCUCAAGCAGACACUCGGCAGAGUGAACCAGAUCCAAUCACUUGGCUUCCGUCCCGACCAGAUGCACAAGCGAGUCUACCGCCUCCUCAACCUCGUCCAUCCCAUCCCACCCAACAUGGAUCUCAUUACGGCCAUCCAUGACAAAUACUUUUGCGAUUCCAAGUUCCGAUUCGAUCCCGCCCACCUCGACACCCUGCUCAAGCAACUCACCCUGACUGGCCGUGCCGUCAUCUCUGGCAUGGGUGGCAUGGGCAAGUCCGUCCUCGCCAUCCAGAUCCUGUUCUUCAUGAUGGGCAUUCUGAAUGUGAGCAACAAGGAAGACCUCCUCGCCAUCAAAGCCGAGACCAUUGGCAUCAAGCCGCAGUACCGCCAGGUAUUCUGGAUCAACUGCUCGACCGAGUCGACUGCCAUCGAUGGACUCAUCGAGAUGUUCCCUGGCAUCAAGCCCGACGAGAUCAAGGAGCAUGCCUCGAGGUUCCUCGCCAGCACACACGGCUAUCUCUUGGUGCUCGACAAUGUCGACGACAUCGGUGUGGUCGACUCUGUGUUUGAGCACUCCAAGUCAGUCGGGUUCAGCGGCGAUGUGGUGGUGACGACCCGGCUGGCCUCGCUGCCUCCUGGUGCAUUCACCAGUGCUCUUGAGACCAAGGCACCGAGCUUCCAGCACGAUCUGCUCCGUCUCGGCAACUGGGACGACACAACCACACUCGACUAUAUCCUGUCGUCGUCGCCAAUGAUUGUCCAGCGACUUGUGUCAGACGAGGCCAAGAAGUCACUGGACAACAUCGUGGCCAAGAUCAGCGGAUAUCCACUCGUCAUCCAGACAUUCAUGACGUUUGCCGAGAACUACGACACUCCCCUGUCGGAGCUCGAGGCCACGUUUGCAGGAGCAUUGGAGCUGCAGGAUGGCGAGGACGACACGCGGUCGUCGCUCAAGGUGAUUGUGGAUCUGUCGCUGGACUCGCUGAUGAGGCGAGGUGAUGAGGGCAUCGAGGCAGCCAGGCUGUUCGGUGCCCUCAGUUUGGUGGCGCCGACCAACAUCCAGCUCGAGUUGAUCAAGGCGAUUGCACAGAAGAUGGAACUCAAGACUGAAGUGACCGAUCUGAUCAAGAUGAUGGUACAGAGUGGUCUCCUCCGAAGUGGAGCCGAGGGACAGUACUCGACCCACUCGCUCACACUGAGAGUGGCUCGAGAGUAUGUCCAGGCACACAGUGAACUGAAUGCCGAAGUGAUCGAAGAUGCCACGGGCGCAGUUUUACUCAAGCUCACCGAGCCAAUGGAUCUCAAGGCACAAGUAUACGCGGAGCAUCUCGACACGCUCAUAUCUGUGGCUGCCGCAGAUGAAUACACCAAAAACACCCACCAGGCCGUCGAGGCUCGCAUUGGUCAGAUUGCACUAAGAAGUGGACAUUACAAGAAGGCAAAAGAAGUGCUCGAACGACAUCUGGUCAAAACUCUCAAAUUCUGUCGCACACGAGAGCAUCCGAAGGUCGCCGAUGCUUUCAACUACAUGGGCAGGAUCGUUGGCGCUCAAGGUGACAGUCAAGCAGCUCUCAAAUACUACCAAGAGGCGCUGAGCAUCCAAGCCAUCGUGCAUGGAACGCGAGAGCACCCUUCGAUUGCCACCGCGAUCAACAACAUGGGUUUUGUCGCCAACUCACAAGGAGACCACCGGACUGCGCUCAAAUACUUUCAGGAGGCACUUGAUAUCAAAGUCAAGAUUUAUGGCACCCGAACACAUUCGGAUGUUGCUGAAAGCAUAACCAACUUGGGUCAUGCCACGCACUGUCUGGGCGACAACGAAGUAGCGCUCAAAUGUUACCAGGAGGCCCUGGAUAUCAUGUCCAAAGUGUAUACCACACGAGAGCAUUCCUCAGUUGCCACGGCCAUGAACAACAUGGGUAAUGUUGCCUACUCUCAAGGCAACUACGAGGCUGCUCUCAAGUACUACCAAGAGUCGCUCGAUAUCAAAAUCAAGAUAUAUGGCACGAGAGAACAUCCCUCAGUUGCCUCAACGAUUCAUAACAUUGGCGAUGUCGCAUCUUCACAAGGUGACUACGCAACCGCUCUCAAGCACUACCAAGAAUCGCUUGACAUCAAAACAAAGAUCUAUGGCACACGAGAGCAUCCUGAUAUCGCCACCACGAUAAACAAUAUGGGCCGUAUGGCAAAGGGUAAUGGUGACUAUGGGCUUGCUCUCGAGUACUAUCAAGAAGCAUUGGACAUCCAGAUUAAGAUGUAUGGCACGCGAGAACAUCCGGCAAUCGCCACCACGGUCAGUAACAUGGGCAGUGUUGCCCACUCGCAAGGGAACUACAAUUCCGCACUUGUAUACUACCAAGAGUCACUAGAUACCUGCAUUAAGGUGUAUGGCACCCGAGAGCACCCUGAAAUCGCUACCACGAUCAACAACAUGGGCAGCGUCGCAAACUCCCAAGGUGACUACACAGCCGCUCUCCAGUACUUCCAAGAGUCGCUGGACAUCAAAGCCAAGGUCCAUAACACGCGGAAUCACCCCGAAAUCGCCACAAUAUUAAACAACCUGGGCGCUGUGGCUCAGUCCCAAGGCAACUAUCUAGUCGCUCGCAAAUGCUUCCAGGAGGCCCUUGAGAUCAGCGUCAAGGCCUACGGCACUCGGGAGCACUCCGAAAUCGCCACCACGAUCAACAACCUGGGCAAUGUCGCGAGCUCACUCUGUGACUACAAAGGCGCUCUCCAAUACUUCCAAGAGUCACUCGACAUCAAGACCAAGGUUUAUGGCACCCGAGAGCACCCAGAAAUUGCCACAGCGAUAAGUAAUAUGGGCAGUGUCGCAAACUCCCAAGGUGACUACACAGCCGCUCUCCGGCACUAUCAGGAGGCCCUCGAGAUCAGCAUCAAAGUCUAUGGCACACGAGAGCACCCCAAUAUCGCCACCAUAAUAAAUGCCAUGGGCAGCGUUUCCAGCUCAAAAGGGGACUUCAAGGCUGCUCUCAAACACUAUCAAGAAGCUCUCGAUAUCUGUAUCAAGGUCUACGGCACUCGGGAGCACUCCGAAAUCGCCACCACGAUCAACAACCUGGGCAAUGUCGCGAGCUCACUCUGUGACUACAAAGGCGCUCUCCAAUACUUCCAAGAGUCACUCGACAUCAAGAUCAAGGUCUAUGGCACCCGAGAGCACCCCGAGAUCGCCACCUUGUUAGAUAAUAUGGGCGAUGUUGCCAAUUCCCAAAGCAACUACACAGCCGCUCUCCAGCACUAUCAAGAAUCGCUCAACAUCAAAAUAAAAGUGUAUGGCACACGCGAACAUGCCUCUAUUGCCAUCACGAUCAACAAUAUGGGCAAUGUUGCCAACUCGCAAGGGCACUACAAGUCCGCCCUUGCAUACUACGAAGAGUCUCUUGGUAUCAACACUGCGGUCUAUGGCACCCGAACACAUCCUGAUGUCGCGAACACGAUUCACAACAUGGGCAGCGUAGCCUCCUCACAAGGCAACUACGAGGCUGCUCUCAAGUACUACCAAGAGUCGCUUGAUAUCAAGACCAAGAUCUAUAGCACACGAGAGCAUUCCUCAGUUGCCACGACCAUGAACAACAUGGGAAAUGUUGCCUACUCCCAGGGUAACUACGCUGCUGCCUUCAAGUACUACCAAGAGUCGCUCGAUAUCAAAAUCAAGAUAUAUGGUACGAGAGAGCAUGUCUCGAUUGCCACCACGAUAAACAACAUGGGCAACGUCGCAAACUCCCAAGGUAACUACACAGCCGCUCUCCGGCACUAUCAGGAGGCCCUCGAGAUCAGCAUCAAAGUCUAUGGCACACGAGAGCAUCCUGAAAUCGCCACCACGAUCAACAACCUGGGCAAUGUCGCAAGCGCACUCUGUGACUACAAUCGCGCUCUCAAGUACUACCAAGAGUCGCUCGACAUCAAGGCCAAGAUCUAUGGCACCCGAGAGCACCCCGAAAUUGCGACCGUGCUUCACAACCUUGGAAGUCUUGCGUUCAUGUGGGGAGACUGUACAGCCGCACUAAAAUACUAUGGAGAUGCACUCGAUAUCCGAGUCAAGGUCUACGGCACACGGGAACACAUUUUAGUUGCUACCACACUUCUAUCUCUGGGCAAUCUUGCCAAUGUCCAGUACAACUACGAGGAUACUCUCAAGUAUUACCAAGAGGUGGUCGAGAUCAAGACCAAAAUCUACGGCUCCCGUGAAUAUCCAGAUAUCGUCGCCAUGAUUCAACAGAUGGGUAACAUUGCUGAGUGGAAGGGUUACUAUGGAAUCGCUAUCAAAUUUUAUGAAGAAACGCUUGCCCUCCAGACCAAACUAUAUGGCACUCGGCAACAUUUCUCAGUCGUCCCCACGAUCGGAUCUCUGGGCAAUGUCACAGAAUUUCAGGGUGACACCGAUGGCGCUCUCAAGUACUUGCAAGAAGCCCUCGACAUUGGUGUAAAAAUCUAUGGCACACGAGAACACGGAUUCGUUGCCACCAUCAUCCACUGCCUGGGCAACGUCGCCAGUUUCCAAGAUGACUUGGAGGUCGCAUCCAAGCACUACCAGGAGUCGCUGGACAUCAAAAUCAAGAUCUAUGGCACUCGGGAACAUGUCGACGUCGCCGUCACUCUGCGCCGCUUGGGCACUGUUGCUCGCAUACGCGGCGAAUAUGAGCUUGCCGAGAAGCUGUACCUCGAGGCCCUUGAUAUCUAUCUCAAGACCCUCAAAACUCGAGCCCAUGUCCAGGUUGCCUUGACCCUUGACGCCUAUGGAGUACUCAAGUGUCUCCAGGACCAACUCUCCGAGUCGCGACGCAUGCUUCAGGAAGCCGUGGACAUUCUCACCGAGUAUUACAAAACACGAAAACAUCCCGGCAUUGCAAAGGUCCUCAAAAACCUGGGUGAUGUUGCAUGUGCUGAAAGCGAAUACGUCAACGCCCUUGACUUGUACCGAGAGGCGCUGGAAAUCUGGACCGAAACCAUCAAUAAUCCCGGGCACAAGGACAUCAAACAAGUCGCGUCCAGCAUUGCCAACUUGGAGGACCGGAUCCGAGAACAGGCCCUGGAAUGUGUUCUUCGAAACACCCAGAAUCCUUAG
Messenger RNA from Polychytrium aggregatum, 5544 nucleotides. RefSeq lists its product as uncharacterized. The coding region runs from base 1 to 5544 and encodes 1847 amino acids. NCBI's taxonomy places the organism in Eukaryota, Fungi, Chytridiomycota, Chytridiomycetes, Polychytriales. The transcript is spliced from 2 exons. Gene Ontology annotation, molecular function: protein binding. The record is from RefSeq and is a predicted model, not a curated record.